UCAAAAUAUAACAGAAAACAUAGCCUACAGUUUAUUCUAUCUAGUUCUGCGGGAGUAUUUAUCUAUGGGUUACGAAUCCAAAAGCUAAAAACAAAACUGUAUCGGAAGGAGAAACAUCAGGUUAUAAGUUGUGAAGUUGAGUAGCAAAGAAAUGGAGAGGAACCAAAGAAAACGAAAGAAGGAAACUGCGAAAGAAUUGUCAAUUGCCAAGGAAAAUGAGUUAGAGUGGAAACCAGAGCAUUGCGCACACCUGAAAGGCAAAGUGAUUAAGAUUACUAAUGAGCAAAGAAAUGAGAAAUGUCAUUACGAGAGAUUUAAGUUUCGUGGCGGAAAAUAUGGACUGGAGGAUUCAGUGCUAUUAUUUCCAGAGGACGCAUCAAAAAACCCAUAUGUUGCGAUCAUAAAGGAUAUUUAUGUACAAGGUAAGGAAGGAUACGUGAAACUAGAAGUCCAAUGGUUUUAUCAUCCAGAAGAUGUGGAUAAAAAAUAUAUUAGAAAUUGGAAAUCUAAAGACUCAAGAGACAUCUUCUACAGUUUCCAUCGCGAUGAAGUGUCUGCUGAAUCUGUGAAGGAUGAUUGCUCUGUGUAUUUUGUGCCAGAGAAUAAGCAAGUCCCAAACCAUGGCUUUAUUGUGCAAAGGGUUUAUAAUACUGAAAAUAAGAAGAUGAGGAAGUUCACUCAUCAUGAUUUUAACGAGCAGCAAAAACAAGAGCUUGAUCUUCUUUUAGAAAAGACGAUUUCAAGAGUUGGUGAUCUUCUUGACAUUCUGAUGAAGAAACAUACUUUUAUACCAAGGCAUAUGGAAUUAGUUCCGGAA
Molecule: messenger RNA, 817 nt
Organism: Thlaspi arvense
Lineage: Eukaryota; Viridiplantae; Streptophyta; Magnoliopsida; Brassicales; Brassicaceae
Source: the annotation of a GenBank genome assembly